Molecule: messenger RNA, 1137 nt
Organism: Colletotrichum higginsianum IMI 349063
Lineage: Eukaryota; Fungi; Ascomycota; Sordariomycetes; Glomerellales; Glomerellaceae
Product: Kinesin-like protein
Exons: 6
Coding region: 1-1137 (378 amino acids)
Source: RefSeq, a predicted model, not a curated record
AUGGCGACCGGUCAGCUGGACGGCAUGCUGAGGCGCGACGCCAGGUUCCUGUAUGAGAUAUGGGCCUGGUUCGCCGCCGGGGCCGUCGUCAUCUUCCUGAGAUUCGUCGUGAGGCUGCGCAUGGUUGGGCCGGCGGGGCUCAAGGGCGAUGACUACACGAUGCUCGUCACCCUGUUUCUUUACACCCUCUGUUUCGUCAUGGUCGACCUGGUCUAUCGGUACGGCAGCAACGUGGACCUCACGGCUGCACAGAUCAGCGUCUUGUCCAACGAAGAAGUUGCCCGCCUCGUCCAAGGCUCCAAGUUCCAGCAGGUGGCGUGGUACUCCUACACGGCUUACCUCUGGUCCCUGAAAGCCACCCUGCUCUUCUUCUACAAACGCUUGACCUUUGAUCUUUGGCAGAACGCCAAGGUUCUGAGGUACCUGACUUGGUUCACGAUAGCAUCCUACUUGGCCGUGGUCGGCACCAUAACAUUCAGCUGUUUGCCCUUUUCUGACAACUGGGGGGUGAGACCGCUGCCGAGCGAAAAGUGCGUCUUCAAGCCCCAGAACCUGCUCGUCACCACGUUUCUCAACGUGCUCACCGAUGCCGCGAUCCUCUCACUGCCCCAGCCCGUCCUGAGAGAAAUCCGGGUGCCGCUGUACAAAAAGGUGUUCAUCGCGGUGCUCAUCUGCUCGGGCUUGUUCGUCAUCGCCGCCGCCAUCAUGCGCGUCGCAGUCACCCUGGGCUCGGAGCCCUCGACCAUCACGGUCAACCGGUGGGGGGUCCGGGAGUGCGAGGUCGGGCUCAUGGCCAUCAACGCGCCCAUCCUCCGGCCGUUGUUCUCUCGCCGGUUCUGGCAGUGGAACUACCGACCGCCGGCCCGUACCCCUGGCCCCAUGGAGAGUACGAGGAGGAGCAGGACGGCGGCGUUUGGCCGGCGAAGGAGGGUAUUCAAGGACGGCUCUUUUCUUGCGUGGAUGAACUCGAACACGUCGAGGCUCGGAACUGCUGUACGGACGCAAGGUCGUAAGAGCCCGGUGGACCUGGAGCUGGGUGAUGCUGCUGAUGACCAGGAGCUGGAGCCUCUCGAUACCAUCGAGGACGACGAAGAAGGUGAAAGCUUCCGGAGUGUCACAGACAAAGGAAAUGGAUAG